Molecule: messenger RNA, 885 nt
Organism: Aureobasidium namibiae CBS 147.97
Lineage: Eukaryota; Fungi; Ascomycota; Dothideomycetes; Dothideales; Saccotheciaceae
Exons: 1
Coding region: 1-885 (294 amino acids)
Source: RefSeq, a predicted model, not a curated record
AUGGUUGUCAAGUGGAGCGCAGACAAAGACCAGUUCAUCUUGAACCACCUCCUUACCGACACUAGCAUCAAGAUCAACAACGAUGUCCUCGACGCCAUGAUCCAGACCUGGCGUAUGUAUUCACCACUCUCACAUAUUCCCUUCCUUUUUCUUCAUCACAACCUCCCCUUCUCUUCUCAGAUUUGUCUACACUACAUAUCGCUCUUCGCUCUAUAUCCUUGCACUUUCCAUACAUCUUGUGCAACCUAUGCCUACAUUCCCUCUAUUCACACACAAUAUUCCGUUCCCAAUGGAACUCUUCUUCAAGUCCAGUCUGACACCACAAUCCCAGCUGCCACCUUUGGCGCCGCACCCACCAGGAAGGCCUUGACCGAACAUUUUGGCAAGAUCCGCAAGACCAGCAAGGCCCUCGUUGCAGGCGACGGCACCAUCCCUUCCACCCCAGCCACCACCACCGCAAAGAAGACCAAGACUCCCGCUACCAAGUCCACCGCCACCAAGCGCAAGAAGCCAGUCAUUGCUACCUCGGACGACUCCGACAACAACUCAGCUCCUCCCACAAAGACCCCAGCCAAACGCCGCAAGCUCGUCACUGCCGAUGAAGACGAAGACGCCGACAUGCAGGCAGAAGUGGCAGACCUGGGUGUGCGCAUCAAGGACGAGCCUGUUGACGAGGACACUCCAUCCAAGAAACCUGUUCCUCGUCGUGGCAAUGUUGCAAAGAUGCCAAAGUACACUGAUGACGAUGAGGAUGCUGAGGGAGGAGGUCACCCUGAGGAAGAUGCAGACAAUGGUUCUGAGGAUGAGUAUGUGGAUAAGGAGGUUGUAGAGAAGAUGAGUACUUAUCUGGAUGCUCCCGAUGAUGAGGAUGAGGCUGAGGUCUGA